UGGUUGUCUACAUUGCCUCCGGACUUACAGGCCGACAUUAUGGCCAUCAUAAGUCUGUAUCCACAAUCUCAAACAGUUUUCGCCAAAUUGUACAACCACCUUCUCAAUGAAGAGUCUCUACCAAAAAGACCCAAGACCAAUGGAUCUACAUCAAUUUCAACUCCACAACAAAUACAACCUCCCCAACAUCAAGUAGUCCAAAACCAAAUUCAAAACCAAAAUGAACCGUCCAAUUCUGUCUUGAUUACUCUCAAAGACCCAAUUGUCGAAGAAACCAUCAUUUUUGAAAUUAUCCAGACUUCGUUUAUUUCGCCCAUAAGAAAGAAGAUGAGCUUGAUAUUCCAUUUGAUUGAAAGAAAUGGACAACCACUUCCGGUCUUAUCUAUUGUUCAUCCUACCACUCGUGUGCCCGAGAUUUCUGUAAUUGAUUUGACUGAGUGUGUUAAGCUCUGUGCCUUCAUUCCAAUUGUAGGAAAUUCAUCCAACCCACUGAAAAAGUCGAUUGCAUUAUUGUGCUUCUGGAUCAAAGACGAGUACAUUGGUUCAAGCGCGGUCAAGGAUCCAAUCGUUUUACAAGUUAAUCUUGAUAUGGUCAAAAAACAGAUGAUCAGUCAGGGAAAGCUUCCGCCUGAUAUCGAGCAUCAGUUUGAAAAAGAAUCGCCUACCAACGUCAACAUGAAUCCAAUUCAGGAGAGAAUUAUCGAUUACUUCCAGAGACAGUUCAAGCUUUGUGGUGUCAACUUGAUGAACUACUUGCCCUGUCCUACCCUUUCAAAUAUUAAGUACACUCUAAACAGAGACAGUGCUGUCGCUGUCUCCAGCAGCAACAGCGGAAAUAAUAACUUAAUUAUUGUAGAAUGUCACAGGGGCGCCAAGGAAGGAGUUCUUUUGUUUGUUACUGGCACCGAACAUAGCAGGUCAUAUAUAAUUCACGGGUUCAAGAAACCAAUCUUGAUGUUUGAUGUCGCAAAGAUCAUGUACACUUCCUACAACAACAUCACCAGAUUGACGUUUAACUUAUUGCUUACGGUUGCUGAUAACAACGAAGAAAAGACCUUGGAGUUCAGUAUGAUAGACCAUGCCUUUUUCCAAGUAAUUGACGACUUUAUAAAAUCACAGAAUAUUAACGACAAUUCGUUUGAUGACACACUCAGAGAAAAGACCAAAGAGACCAAGGAUGAAGAGGGCGAAGGUGGUGCAGAAGAAGAACCCCUCAAUGAAAGUGAAGAUGAAGAAGACGAUGACGCUAGUUAUAAUGGAGGAGAUGGUGAUAAUUACAGCGCCAGUGGCAGUGAUGUAGAUGAAGAAUUCGACAGCGAUGCCGGCAGCAAAUCUGACGAUAGCGAUGUGUCUGAAGAAGAAGAAGAA
Scheffersomyces stipitis CBS 6054 is the source of this 1368-nucleotide messenger RNA. RefSeq lists its product as uncharacterized. The transcript is spliced from 2 exons. NCBI's taxonomy places the organism in Eukaryota, Fungi, Ascomycota, Pichiomycetes, Serinales, Debaryomycetaceae. The record is from RefSeq and is a predicted model, not a curated record. Gene Ontology annotation, molecular function: histone binding; nucleosome binding. The annotation marks the transcript as partial.